Molecule: messenger RNA, 483 nt
Organism: Neltuma alba
Lineage: Eukaryota; Viridiplantae; Streptophyta; Magnoliopsida; Fabales; Fabaceae
Exons: 1
Coding region: 1-483 (160 amino acids)
Source: RefSeq, a predicted model, not a curated record
AUGAGAGGAGAAAAUAAUAAGUUGGAAAAGGACAUUAGCUGGAAAGAAUUAUCACUGUCUCAUCUUGAUCCUCACCCAAAAGAAUAUGAAUUGGAAGUUCAAAAGAUAGUCAAUUUACAAAGUUUAGCAAAUCAAUUACCAGAUGCAUUUACUGACCCGAAGAGAGUAACAAAAUCACAUAUUCUAACUGUUAAUGCUCCUAUUAAAAUUGAUGUCCCUGAUGGACAACCAAUUGUGAAUGAUUCUAAAGCAUGCAUGAAGCGUGGCAGGCCCAUCGGCUCCAAAGAUAAAAAUCCUCCUAAGAAAAAAGGAGCUAAAAGUAUAGAUGGCCUAGUCGAGAAUAAUUUAGAAAAGUUAGCAACUCCAGAAGAGUCAUUAGACAACGCUAACGUCCCAAUUCUCAGUGAAAGUCAGGUACCUGAAAUAUGUGAAAAUGAUGAGAUCUCAAUUAAUUAUGUUAUGAAUGGGAUACGAUGGGACUGA